AACCUUCCGCAGUUCAAAUCCCCCACCACCAUUCGCGGAGGCGAGACGAGGCGAUGGCGGCGGUGAGGCUGACCCCGAACGGCGUGCCGGCGGGGCUGGACGGGGACCUGAACCUCCGGCCGAUCCUGCAGGUCGUCAACCUGCGCUGCGUCAACGUCGACGGCGGCCCCGGCGCCGCCCGGGCCGACAGGUGGCGCGGCCUCGUCUCCGACGGCAACGAGACCUGCCCCGCCAUGUUCGCCGCGCAGCUCAGCGGCCUCACGCGCUCCGGCGUCAUCCGCCGCGGCACCGUCGUGCAGCUCGACGAGUACGUCGUCAACGUCGUCGGGGGCAGGAGGGUCUUCGUCGUUCUGAAUAUGACAGUUCUUCUCGCUGAGUGCGACAUAAUUGGGAACCCAGUGAUUACAGAAAGUGAAUUUUCUAACCAAACCCCCCCAAGGGUGGAGCAAUCUAAUGGAACACGUCAAUAUGGUUCCAUGGCAGGAAACCCGAGUCCAAUAAGGCCCAAUGGAAAUGUUCCAGUCUUCCAACCUUCUAUGUCAGAGAACACUUUGAACACACCCACCAGGCUCGGCAACAAACCUCCGGCCUUCCAACCAACUGCGCAGCCAUCCUAUCGUCCUGCACCCAGUUACAAAAAUCACGGAGCGAUUGCAAAAAAUGAAGCCCCUGCUAGGAUAAUCCCCAUAUCCUCCUUAAAUCCUUAUCAGGGACGCUGGGCUAUCAAGGGUAGGGUUACUGCUAAGGGAGACAUCCGCCGGUACCAUAAUGCAAAAGGUGAAGGCAAAGUGUUCAGCUUCGACCUGCUUGAUUCUGAUGGGGGUGAGAUACGAGUGGCGUGUUUCAACGCUCUUCUUGAUCGCUUCCAUGAAGUUGUGGAAGUUGGUAAGGUCUAUGUGGUAUCAAGAGGGAACUUGAAACCUGCACAGAAGAACUUUAACCAUCUGAACAAUGAGUGGGAGAUUAUGUUGGAGAAUGGAUCAACAGUUGAGCUUUGUCCUGAUGAGGAUAGGUCAAUUCCCUCUCAGCGGUUUAACUUUAGACCGAUCUGUGAAAUUGAAGAUACUCCAACCACUACUAUGGUUGAUAUCAUAGGUGUUGUUACCUCUGUCAGCACUUGCACCACAUUACAGAAGAAAAAUGGCACGGAAACUCAGAAAAGAAAUAUAAACCUGAAGGAUAUGUCUGGUCGAAGUGUUGAUGUAACCAUGUGGGGUGACUUUUGCAACAGAGAAGGCUCAAAGCUGCAAGAAAUGGUUGAACGUGGGGUCUUCCCUGUGCUAGCUGUCAAAACAGGAAGAGUGACUGAUUUCAAUGGCAAGUCUGUCGGCACAAUUUCUUCCUCUCAACUCCUCAUAGACCCCGAUAUCACCGAAGCUCAUACUCUGAGGCAGUGGUUUGAUGCUGGAGGAAGGGAUGCUUCUACUCAGUCCAUAUCCAGGGAUGUCGCUCCUGCAGCAUCAAGGAAUGUGGUCCGGAUGACAGUAGCUCAAAUCAAGGAUGAAGGUCUUGGAAUGCAGGACAAGCCUGAUUGGGUCACAGUGAAGGCCUCCAUUAUAUUCUUCAAGAGCGACAGCUUCUGCUACACAGCUUGCCCUACCAAGGAAGGUGACAGGCAAUGCAACAAGAAAGUGACAAAGGGGACCUCUGGCUUGUGGUGCUGUGACAGAUGCGACAAGGAGUUUCCAGAGUGCGACUACAGGUAUCUUCUGCAGCUACAGAUUCAAGAUCACUCGGGAACAGCUUGGGUGACGGCUUUUCAAGAGGCUGCGCAGGAGUUACUAGGUUGCUCGGCGGGAGAUCUCAAUAGGUACAAAGAGGAGGAGGAUCCUCGCUUCGCAGAGACCAUGGUCAGCUGUCUGUUCCAGGAUUAUCUGCUCAGGCUGAAAGUCAAAGAAGAAACAUAUGGUGACGAGCGGAGAGUGAAGAACACCUUGGUCAAAGUGGAGAGGUUUGAUCCUGCAGGUGAAAGUAAAUAUCUGCUGGAUUCGAUUUCAAGGUCAGUGGGUUAUUAAGCAGCGAGUUUCGCCCCCAGAGAGGUGUGGCAGUGUCCGUAACAUGUUCUCUUGCUCGCACGGCCCAAGUGUUUGCUUACCAUGUUAAGGGUUGAGAAUUUAUUCAACCUCGAAAAAAAAAAGUUUUUGCUGAUAUGUUUUUGAUGUGCUAGCUAGUAAGCAUGCCAAUCUCGGGCUAUUUCGUGUCAUUAUUUACUUUUAACAGAACAAUUCAGAUGUAGCUACUAAAACUUAUUGAUGUUUCUGUUUAUGGCUAUCUCGAUCAUUUUAUUUGAGUAGCAAUGGAGUUCCAGUUUCACUGGUUGCCAGUC
Lolium rigidum is the source of this 2326-nucleotide messenger RNA. RefSeq names its product replication protein A 70 kDa DNA-binding subunit A-like. The transcript has 2 exons. Gene Ontology annotation, molecular function: single-stranded telomeric DNA binding; damaged DNA binding. Gene Ontology annotation, biological process: DNA replication; meiotic cell cycle; double-strand break repair via homologous recombination. The record is from RefSeq and is a predicted model, not a curated record. The coding region runs from base 54 to 2015 and encodes 653 amino acids. Gene Ontology annotation, cellular component: nucleus; DNA replication factor A complex. NCBI's taxonomy places the organism in Eukaryota, Viridiplantae, Streptophyta, Magnoliopsida, Poales, Poaceae.